Messenger RNA from Dicentrarchus labrax (European seabass), 12059 nucleotides. It is a transcript of the gene nav3, whose product is annotated as neuron navigator 3. Gene Ontology annotation, molecular function: ATP hydrolysis activity; protein binding; ATP binding. Bases 896 to 8059 code for a protein of 2387 amino acids. The record is from RefSeq and is a predicted model, not a curated record. NCBI's taxonomy places the organism in Eukaryota, Metazoa, Chordata, Actinopteri, Moronidae. The transcript is spliced from 43 exons. Gene Ontology annotation, biological process: neurogenesis; nervous system development.
GGCACCUCAAGGACCUCUGUGACCGUCUCCAGCUGGCUCCCAGACGCUACAGCACAAUCAGCACCCUCCACACGGGUCUCCACCACCAUGAGGGAUUUGGUGUGCUACACCGCCACCUCGUGUUCGGCCGUGCAGCUGCACUCCCCCGCUGAGCGCUCAGACGGGCUUGGCGCUCCGAGGUCUGCAGGCUGCUGCCGCCUUCUCUCAGCCCGAACACAGCUUCUCCUCCCGCAGAUACCCCGGGGCUGACAGCCGUCCUCCCCGCUCUACAGGGACACCCUUAAGGAGACCUAAAACUGCCUUUUCCGACGCUGUGCCUCCUCUAAAAGAGCCGCCUCGGUCUGCUUGUGUGAAUAAAGAGCUGCGGUAAAGAGAGACACAGCCUCCCCUCCUCAGCCGCUACAUAUCAGGAUCUUUUUAAUGCUGCAGACUGCUGUGAUGAAUACUGAUACGUGGUCAGGGGACAAACAGUGAAGGAGCCAGAGGAAUCCUGGUUUGAUAUGUGGAGGGAAGACUGCGUGUUGGAGCCAGGGAUUGCACUCUGAGGAGGAAGCUAACAUAACUGUUAUCUUCAUAUAAAACUACACUACAACCUGCAAGCUGACAGUCCUCACCAGUGUUCUUUUUGCUCCAGACAUCAUAAUGAAGUUCUCUCGGUAGCCCUUUGCUACUGGUUUGGCAUUGAUCCUGCUCCUCAAAACCUUCCCAGCGCUGAUAACACUCAGAGACACAUUUCACUUUAACCGUACAAACAACCACCUGCCAUGGAUCGUCUGUGUCCGGGUGAAGGCGUGAGCCGGACACGGGCCCUCGUCGGCAAACUGUAGCCAUCUGGAUUCUCUUCAACUUAUUUCCUGUGAUUUUACUCUGGAGUUACUCUGUAUUCGGACCAGGGAUGGAUGUACCGGAAGCCAGCAAGCAUGGCAAGAAGUCAACAAGUCAAAAGCUGGAGGACCAGAAAAAGAUUUACACAGACUGGGCCAAUCAUUACCUGGCCAAGUCUGGCUGUCCACGCCUCAUCAAGGACCUGAGCCAGGACGUCACCGAUGGAGUCCUGCUGGCACAGAUCAUCCAGAUCAUAGCGAAUGAGAAGGUGGAGGAUAUCAAUGGCAGCCCCAGGAGCCAGUCGCAAAUGAUCGAGAAUGUGGACGCCUGCCUCAGUUUCCUGGACGCCAGAGGAGUGAACGUACAAGGGCUCUCAGCGGAAGAGAUCAGGAAUGGCAACCUAAAGAGCAUCCUGGGUCUCUUCUUCAUCCUGUCUCGCUACAAGCAGCAGCAGCAGCAACAGCAGCAGUACUACCAGUCCCUGGUGGAGCUCAGCCAGCAGACCAGCAGCACUGCACCGUCCGCCAGCAGCCUCAAGACACAAGAGAUGCAGUCCAGUCUCACAGCACGAUAUGCAAGUCCUCCGGGCCACAGUGGAAUAGGGUCACCACAGAAGAAAAACACAAGGUUACCAGGCCCCUCCAGAGUACCUGCUGCAGGCAGCGGGGCCUCCAGGAGCCCGGGCUCAUCCAACCUCAACCGCCGCAGCCAGAGCUUCAACAGCAUCGACAAGAGCAAGCCUCUUCAGUAUGCCAGCGGCAACGACAGAGAAGCGGUGAGGGGUAUCCCAGCACCUGGUGGGAUGAAUGGGAGCGGUAUUGGUGGGACAGUCCCCACCAGCCUCAGCGGGCAGCAGCUGGCCUCUGCCAUCCCUUCACCCACCACCGGCAAGUCCUGGCGCAGCAAGUCCAUGAACCUCAAGCACAGUGCCACUUCGUCAAUGCUGGCAAGCCCCGCGCACUCGCCCUCCCCCACCCAUUCUCCCCAGGGCCCUGAGGGCCUUCUGCCUCAUGGAAGCGAUGGGUCAAAAGUGGGGUCGGCCGGCAGUGGUGGACCUCAGAGGUCCAUGCUGGAGAAGUUCCGGCUGAUUAACCCUAGAUCAGCUUCACGGGCGUCGCCGUCUGUGGCAGAGAUGGCUCUGCAGGAGGAGGAUGACCUGUCAGAGUAUGGUGAGGACGGAUUGACGCCCACGGGGUCGGUGUGCAGCAGCGGCAGUAGCAGUGCCACAGCCAAGCAAAUGUCUACCAAGACCUCUGGAUCGUCCCUCACUGCACCAAGCAAGACUUCCUCUUCUUCCUCCCCAUCCUCUUCAUAUUCAAAAGGGUCUGCCAAUGGCAGCAGGUCUGUGUCCAAAGACAAGGAGGACAAAACCAAGUCUGGGAAAUCUUCUAAGGACAGCUCUGCACCCAAAGAGGAGCGUGAGUCAUUUGCUGACCCCACCAAGAAGACCUCCAAAAUUGCCAGCCUCAUCCCCAAGGGAGGGAAGCCAUCAUCUGGAAAGAAAGAUGGUGGCGCCUCCAGUGGCAUCCCUAAGCCAGGACUUAAAGCUCCCUCCACCACAACAUCCAAGCCUCAGAGUCAGUCACAGAGCCAAAGCCAGGCCGCCUUAAACAGCAGCGGCAACAUGCGGGGCGGAGAGGGGGAGAGGGCCAAGCUGACAAAAGGAGGGCAGGGUGGGAGUUUCUACAUACAGCGCUCCAUUGGGGGCCCAGAGGGCAAAAGGACCAGCAUGACCUCCUCUACCAGCACAUCAGCACUGUCUGGGUCCAGUGGGAUGCUGGGAGGAGGUGGAGGGGGUGGAGGAGGAGGAGGAGCAGCGCUGGGAGGGAACGGAGUAGUUCAGCUUCCUCAGCAGCAGCAGCACAACCACCCCAAUACUGCCACUGUGGCCCCCUUCAUGUACAGGACAUUCUCAGAAAAUGACUGCACCAUGGUGGCCCCAGCCGACCCCUGCCUCAGCCCCACCAAGGGAGAGCUGGUCUACAGCAAGACAGCCAAACAGUGCCUGGAGGAGAUAUCAGGAGAGGAUCCUGAGACGAGACGCAUGAGGACGGUGAAGAACAUCGCUGACCUGCGGCAGAACCUGGAAGAGACCAUGUCCAGUCUACGGGGGACACAGAUCACCCACAGUACUCUAGAAACAACCUUCGACACCACAGUAACCACUGAGGUCAAUGGGCGGAGUCUACCAGCCCUCACCACACGCUCCUCCCCCAUGGCCUGGCGCCUGGGCCAAUCACAAACCCCGCGUCUUCAGGCAGGCGAUGCCCCCUCAAUGCCCAGCAGCUACGCUGCUCCCAGGGCGACCACGACGAGUGCUGGCACCACCACAGGGCGCUACAGCGGGCACUCGGACCCCUCCAGGUUUGUGUUCAGCACCCCCCUGAGGCGAGCAGCGGCGGCAGCAGGGGCGAGGGGGGCGGAGCAGGGGGAGAAGGGAGGAGGAGGGCUGGAAGGAGGGAAGCAGAUGGAGGUGGCAGGGUACAUGAGUGAUGGGGACAUCCUAGGGAAGAACGGACGGAUGGAUGAGCUCACCAGCGGGUACCUUACAGACGGCGGCCUUCAUCUGUAUGCGCGGAACGCAGGCCGAGGCUCAGACGUGGCUUCUUCUCGAGAAAUAUCCCAGAGAGGGAGCAAAGAGGUGCAGGGCGACAUAGACAGUUGGGACGACAGCAGCUCAGUGAGCAGCGGCCUCAGCGACACAUUGGACAACAUCAGCACUGAUGAUCUGAACACACCCGCCUAUUCUGCUGUCAGCUCGUCACGCAAAAGCAAGGGAGCACAGUCCCAGAGAGGAAGCAGGUCCAAGCAUGCAGAGCAGGAGGUGAGCAGCAGCUGGGCCGGAGCCGAGGACCUGAAGAAGGUGGAGGAGGAGCUGGACGCAAGCAUGGACCCCAGCAGCGGCUCCUCCCGUUGGAAGCCUUCCUCAUCCUCCUCAUCUUCCACUCAAGCCCAGGGCCAGUACGAGGAGGCCGGUCAGAAGGCCGCUGCGUUGGCCCAGAUGUCCCAGACGGGCUCAUGGAGGAGGGGCAUGACCGCCCAGGUGGGCAUCACACCACCCAGGUCCAAGGGUACCUCUGCUGCCCUCAAAACACCAGGCAAAACUGAUGAUGCUAAGGCCUCAGAGAAGGGCAAGGCGCCUUCUAAAAGUUCAGCUGGCAUCCAGCGCUCACCCUCAGAUGCUGGGAAGAGUAGUGGAGACGAAGGUAAGAAACCUCCCUCCGGCAUUGCACGCCCACCAACCACUGGUUCAUUUGGAUACAAGAAGAUCCCAGGUCCCACUGGUACCCUAAUCACAUCCAGUGGUGCGACGCUCACCAGCGGCUCAGCCACCCUGGGCAAGGCGCCCAAAUCCUCAGCUGCCCUUGGCAAAGGCGCAGGCAUCGGCGGUGUGCGUAAGACCAGCCUGGAUGGCUCACAGCCGCAAGAUGAUGGCAUUCUACUCAGCUGCAGUGGCUCCAAAGUGACCCUGCAGUACCGGUCCUUACCCAGACCAGCCAAAUCCUCCAGUGGGGUGGCAGCGGGUCGCAGCGGGCAUCGCUCCAGCUCUAGCAGCAUCGACUCAAACGUCAGUGGCAAGUCGGCCGGAGGGGCAGCGACGCAAGCGGGCGCCAAACGCAGAGAUGGGAAAAUGGGCUCCGACCGCUCCAGUCCCAUCACCAUUAACCAGACAGACAAGGAGAAAGUGGCGGUGUCAGACCAGGACCCAGCAGCAGGGCUAUCCACCUCCCCCAAAUCCAGCCCCACCUCCAGUUCAACAGGUCAAACAGGCCUCAGGCAGCCGGGCUCCAAGUACCCCGACAUUGCUUCUCCUACUUUCCGCAGAUUGUUUGGCACCAAAGCCAGCAGCAAGGCCAGCUCUCCGGGCACGCCCGACUCUGGCAAGUGCCCCUCAAUACUGGGCAGCCCCCACGGCACGCUGGCGAGGCAGGCCAGUCUGGACUCACCCUCCUCUGGCACGGGGAGCCUGGGCAGCGCUGGCGGCCUGAGCGGUGGCAGCAGCCCGCUGUACGGCAAAACCCCAGACCUGUGCACUGACUCCCCAGCCUCCAGCCCGGCCUCUGGCCUCUCCCUGCCCUCCAACGCUCGGCCCUGGCCUGCCUGUAGCUCGUCAGCCGGCAGCAAGGACACACUGAGCUGCCAAAGCAUGACCAGUCUGCACACCAGCUCUGAGUCCAUUGAUCUGCCGCUGGGCCACCACGGGCCCAAGGUCACACGAACCGGCAGUGUCAAGUCCACCCUGUCUGAGGGCAUGCCUCUUGACAGAAACACGCUUCCCAAAAAGGGACUGAGGUACCCUCCGUCCUCACGGCAGACGUCCCAUGAGGAAGGAAAGGAGUGGUUGAGGUCCCAUUCAACAGGGGGGCUUCAAGACACAGGCAGCCAGUCCCCUCUGUCUCCUCCUGGAGCUUCCUGCACCACCACUGGAAAAUACCACUACUCCAACCUGCUGAGCCCCACUAACAUCAGCCAGUAUAACCUGCCACCAGGCAGCAGCAGCAUGAGCCGCUCCAACAGCAUCCCUGCCCAGGACUCCUUUGACCUGUACGGAGAGGGUCACCCACUGGGUGGCAGCGCAACCUCCCUGGAGGAACGACCACGGGCCAUCAGCCGCUCCGGCUCUUUCAGGGACAGCACUGACGAAGUCCACGGCUCUUCACUGUCUCUGGUCUCCAGCACAUCUUCACUGUACUCUGCAACGGAGGAGAAAGCACACUCAGAGGGCCAAACUGUCCAAAAUUCCACGCAAAUCAGAAAGCUGCGCCGGGAGCUGGACGCCUCUCAGGAGAAGGUGGCGACCCUGACGUCUCAGCUGGCUGCCAAUGCCCACCUGGUGGCAGCCUUCGAGAAGAGCCUGAGUAACAUGACCUGCCGCCUGCAGAGCCUCACCAUGACCGCUGAACAAAAGGAGUCUGAGUUGGCUGAGUUGAGGGAGACGAUAGAGUCUCUAAAGACCCAGAACACCGACGCCCAGACAGCCAUCCAGGUGGCGCUCAACGGCCCUGACCACCUACACAAAGACUUGCGGAUUAGACGGCAGCACUCCUCAGAAAGUAUGUCCAGUAUCAACAGCGCAGCCAGUCACUCCAGCAUGGGCAGUCUGGGCAAGGAUGCAGAAGAUAAAAAGAAGAAGAAGAAGAGCUGGGUGGCUGACUCCAUCCCGGCUCAGUUACGCAGCUCCUUCAAGCAGGCGUUCAGCAAGAAGAAAACCAAAUCCCAGUCAGCUCACGACGAGAUGGAGGAGAUGAGCGACUCGCUGCCGUCCUCACCCAAACUGCAGCACGACAACAGGCAAGGCAGCAUCGCCACGCUGCGCUCCUCGCCCUCCACCACAGACAAGUGCGUUUGUGAUAGCAAGUCCUCCCCCAUUUGGACUACAAAGAAAAAGCAAAACGGUCACAUGGUCUACAAGCACAGAUCUCGGCUCUGCGAAUGCACCGAAGCUGAGGCUGAAAUUGUCCUCCAGCUGAAGAACGAGCUGAGGGAGAAGGAGCUUAAGUUGACAGACAUCCGCCUGGAGGCACUUAGCUCCGCCCACCACCUGGACCAGAUCCGAGAGGCCAUGAACCGCAUGCAGAACGAGAUUGAGACACUGAAAGCGGAGAACGAUCGCCUCAAGUCCAGCGGUAACGCCACGCCAACAGCCACGCCGAUCAAGACGGCUCGGCCACCCUCCGAGACCUCCAGCACGUCCUCGUCCUCCUCGCGUCAGUCCUUGGGGCUGUCACUCAACAACCUCAACAUCACUGACACCAUCAUGUCAGUUUCAGAUAUUCUGGAUGACAGCUACGAGGGCAAUCUACGCAAAGAGGGCCGCAGUGUGCGAAUAGUGGUUACCAUCAGCAGCUGGCCAAAUAUCACCAAGGGUACACAGAGCCAGGCGUACCUGAUUGGGUCUAUAGGCGUGAGUGGGAAAACCAAAUGGGAUGUCCUGGAUGGAGUCAUCCGGCGCCUCUUCAAGGAGUAUGUGUUUCGGGUGGACCCUCUGACCAGCCUGGGUCUCAGCUCAGACAGCAUCGUCUGCUACAGGAUGGGUGAGGUGGUUCGCUCCCACGCCUCCGAAGUGCCUGAGCUGCUACCCUGCGGCUACCUGGUGGGCGACAGCAACGUCAUCAAGGUCAACCUCAAAGGUGUGAAGGAGAACAGUAUUGACAGCCUUGUCUUUGACACACUGAUUCCGAAGCCCAUCAUCCAGCGCUACCUCAACCUGUUGAUGGAGCAUCGUCGUAUCAUCCUCUCAGGACCCAGCGGCACAGGCAAAUCCUUCAUGGCCGCCAAGCUGGCCGAGUACAUUAUUUACCAGAUGGGGCAGGAGGUGACCGAGCACAACGUGGCCAGCUUCAACGUGGACCAGAAUUCCAGCAAGGACCUGCGUCAGUACCUGUCCAACCUGGCCGAACAGUGUAACUCUGAGGAGACGGACACAGAGCUCCCCACUGUGGUCAUCCUGGACAACCUCCACCAUAUUGGCUCCCUCAGUGACAUAUUCAACGGCUUCCUCAACUGCAAGUACCACAAAUGCCCUUAUGUUAUUGGGACCAUGAACCAAGGAGUUUCCUCCUCUCCUAACCUUGAGCUACACCACAACUUUAGGUGGGUGCUGUGCACCAACCACACCGAGCCGAUCAAAGGUUUCCUGGGCCGUUUCCUGCGGCGGAAGCUGAUAGAGACAGAGAUCGAUAGGAAUAUGCGCAGCAAUGACCUGAUAAAGAUCAUCGACUGGAUCCCCAAAACCUGGCAGCACCUCAACGGCUUCCUGGAGGCACACAGCUCCUCCGAUGUCACCAUAGGCCCCCGUCUCUUCCUGUCCUGUCCUAUGGAUGUAGAAGGCUCUCGGGUUUGGUUCACCGACCUGUGGAACUACUCCCUGGUGCCCUACCUGCUGGAGGCUGUCAGGGAAGGGCUUCAGCUAUACGGCAAAAGAGCAGCUUGGGAGGAUCCAUCCAAGUGGGUAAACGACACGUAUCCGUGGAACGCCGCUUCUCUCCUGCAGGACGGCCAGUCGCUGCUCCAACUGAGGCCGGAGGACGUGGGAUACGACGGCUAUAGCUCAUCCAAGGAGGGAGCCUCGUCCAAGCAGGUGUCUCAGAGUGACACUGAGGGAGACCCACUGAUGAACAUGCUGCUACGGCUGCAAGAGGCAGCUAACUACUCCAGCACGCAGAGCUGCGACAGCGACAGCACCAGUCACCACGACGACCAGCUGGACUCAUCGCUGGAGUCGGCGCUAUGAGACCCGAGAGCUGAGCUGGGAGACGCCGAACCCCUCAGAACGCCAGGGGAGCCUUUGAGCCUCCGUCGCUAGCAGACACCCCUAUAGUGCACAGAUAUAUGAUAUAUGAAAAGUUUUAUUAUCCAGAAUGGUAUACCAACCAUUUGAAAGAAAACACAUAUUUUUACAUAACAAUGGUGCAAUAUUAAAUCAAAUUAUUGUAUGUUUUAAAGAGCAGUAGCCAACUUGGUCCUCAGUGGUCAAAACGAUAAACAAUCACACAAGUUGGAUCGGUUAUAUUUUAAUCACAGUAAAUAUAAAGCUCAGCUAGUCAUUUUUUAAUGGAUGUAUAACAUUUUAGAAUACAACUUUUCAUAUAUGUGUAGGUGGGACGUGUCUGAUAAGGGACAGUUGUUCCUCUGAAGAUGACUUUCAAGGAGUAAAUCGCAUCUGUGCUCACUCCACGAUGAGCCACAGAUCACUCCAUUAUUUUGACUUUGGGUGUCAAUCCUCCAAAGUGUCCGAGAAAAAAGAGAAAGCCAAGAGUUGACGUGACAAAACUGGAUUUUUCUUUUUUUUUUUUUAAAUCCCAGAUAUAUCUUCAGAUGUUUACAAUGGGGGGGGGACAGGUUCUAUUGUUUAUGUCUUUCCUUGUUUACAGAGGUGCUUCUCACACAGACACACACACACACACACACACACACACAUACAAAUGCACUUAAACACAGGCAGCAGGAGGACACUGUCCUUUGAUCAGAGGCUUUAAUUGGUUCAAGGCCCCAUGUGACCAACACUCCAGGCUGCCAAAGUGUCCUUGGGCAAGGCACUGUUUAUACCACACUGGUACCCUGUUCUCUGACCCCACCUACUGAGGGAGGCAAGUAAGAGGAGAAUAGUAUUUUCCUGUGAUGUACCGCCCUCUGGUGGUCACAAUGGAGGUCACAACACAAACUGAAUCAGCUCCAUCAGAUAGAUUUAGUGCUUCAGUAAUGUAAAACCAGCUGUUUAACUGAACCGGCUCCUCACAAGUUACUAUUUUAGAGUAGAGUGUAGGGCUGAGGGACACUUUUCCGUCUCAUAGUUUACCACUAUAUCACCUUAUGUGGGUGUCUUUGCCUUUUAUGAACAUAAAGACAAUUCUGCACCUCUAAGACGGCACCAGAUGUGGUUGACUUGAGACAUCUGCAAAGCCUCUACAGCCCAGCUAGGAUCACAGCAAUUCCAUUUUCAUAACACACGCAUACGGCUCACAGUCCUCCUGCCCAGUCAGUUGAGCCGCGUGGUGCUGGUCUCCUGCCCUGAGCCUCCUCAGUGUCAGGCACUGCCAAGCUGCUCCUCGCUGCCCUGCAUGCCAACAACAAGCACAACGAAAGCGCAUUGUCUGUGUGUAGUCCAGCCACAUUGCUACUGUGAAGAAAAAAAAGGACAAGUGCCAAUGUUUCCCUUUGAUUUACUGCCAAAUGUGCACACACACCACCAUACACCCACAGAGACUUUACACCACAAUGCACAGCUGACCACAGUUGUAAACUUCGAUUAAGUUGUUCUUGGCCUUCCACACUCCGCAGCCUGUUGUCACCCCUUAAGCUUAGAAUGCACCAUGAAAACAGCAGGCAGCGCCUUCUGUGGGUCAUCACAGAACUCGAUCAACUGACCGUCCGCUAAACCCCUCCGCUGAACAGCAACUGUCCAAUCAUUAACAGCUCAGCACGGUACGUCUGUCAAGCUUUGGAUUUUCCCACAUGUUAAAGCAGUGUGCAUGGAGAUGUAGUUCGAGAUACACUCAGCUUUUGAAGAGUUUGAACUUUCUUAGCAUCUUUAUUAGCCUUUCCAAAACCAAAAACACCACGGCAAAAGUAUAAGAAAUAGUUAAAUAGCAUCUAACGUUACCAUGAUACACUAACCAACCUCACUAGUAAGCGAGCAUUAACAAUGCUUCCAAAACCUACUCUUUGUUGAGUUUAUAUAUAUACCGUCUUCUACAUGGAUCAUUAACUGGUGAGAAUGCUAACUCUAACAUAGCCUUACCUUACUAUGAAUCUCGAGUGGUAAACAUGCUAUCAUUAUUAUUGUGAACUGCACAGGUGUGAGAAUGGAAAGCUUGACAGGCGUAGCAACCGUUACUAAGGGGAGGGGGGGCGCGGAGUUAGCUUAUGGUCAACUGCAAAUAGCUGAGUUCCUGUGAUAUUUGUGUUUACCUGCAUAAAGAAACAAGCAGGUUGGGUUUGCUGUAACAGGAAAGCAGUACAGAUAUGAAUCAGAGCUCUGACACUGAUCAAUCAACAAAAUAUCAGUAAUAUUCAAUUGAAUGGUGCAAACUGACAUUUGAUAGUCUUGUUCAGAAUCUGCACCCAUGUGGGAUCCUUGAGCUACCAAAAAAGAAUCCAAAGUAUUUUCAAAUGCAAGGGAACAAUGAUAUUGGUGCUUUCUCACCGCCUUAAAUGUGCAAAAGUUUGGGAGGUGUCCUCUGCUCCCAUUGGCUAUAGUGAGAAGAAGAGAAGUUGAUGUCGGAUGAUGAUCUGCUUCCUGCUACGUCAAAGAAGCUGCUUGUAGUGGGAGAAACAGCCUCUUUUGUUUUUUUGUCCCUCUUCCUCCAAACCGCCCUUUCUUGUUUCUGACAGUUAAAGUAUAAAAGAGUUGAUGCUGUAUUUGAAUUUAAAACUGACCAAUAUUGUAAAAACAUUUAAAAAGGGGUGGGGUAUUUUUUAGUUGUUUUUCGCCCAGCUGAGCUGGGCUCACUUGAACUGACAGGAGCACAACCAAACUGUUUUGGGUUUUCUAGCCUGAAGAGCAUGUUUUGAAGCUUUUUAAAGGGGAUGCAUUGAGAAGAGACCUUUAUCGUUAUGUAUGCGUGUAUUGGACGGAAGCCAUUUUGAAUUUUGAUUGUCCUCUCUUUGUUUAACGAGUGGGUUGGUUUUGCACACUUUGAGGUGGGGGUGGGUUGUAAAUACUUAAGUCUUGCACAGUGAAUCAAAGAUGCAUUCUGCCCUGUUGAUGUUACAAUAUGCUUAACCCGCUGAGUAAAUUAUUGUACUUUAAAAACAGAGAGAAAAAAAAAGAAAUGCAAAAACUCAACACGCUGUCAGAAACAGGUGUGUGUCUUGUGGUGAUUGGAUGUUUUGCCUAUGCAGGAGGCAUACGGUGUACAGUAAGAACCUGUUUUUAAUUCACUAAAAUCACAACAAAAAAUAGGCACUUCUCCGGUAUUCCCCCAUCCUGCCAUAAUAUUCUCUGGAUCCUCUCCGUCUUUAGGAAUGCCUGUUGUUCCUUGGAAGCACUUCCUCUCUGGACAUUUUAACCCAAGCUUACCGCCACGUUAGGCUGUCCGAGGCACCGAAGCUGACCUGACACCGUACUGUAUACAUUUAACAACAACCAACAGGUGCUACUGGUCAGUCAAAGCCCAUCAGAGACCAAGAAGUCAUGUUGUCACAACCUCAGGACAAUCCUAUCCUCUACAAUCCUACCUGUGUUCAGCUUCACAGGUGUCUCAGCAGCCAAGCCUCUGAUGGUUCGCACAUGUAUCUGGCCUAACUUGGCCAGCCUUGCAUCUGCAAGGGUGUGUAGUUGCAUGAUAAGGGGGCAGUUAUUGUGGUAACAGGUUGCUACCUACCUACGGUUAACCCAUGUAUCAAACCUGAGUGUAGAUCUCCCAACAGUUCACCCUCUCGGCUAUUCUACACUCCCGUUAUAGGCCGUUAGUUCCCCAGCUAGCAGAGCUUUGACACCGUUAACAGUGUACACCAUAGUCUUGACCAUAGUCUUGAUGAUCAACUGGUAAUUUUUCCCACUUAACACUUUGCAGUUACAUCUCAGUUGAAAACCAUAGCAUUUACUCUGGUUUGAGAGAAAGUUUUCUUCUUUUUGGGUGAAACAUUUGUCCUUAAAUGUUUUAUAUUUUGUACAUUUGUAUGUAACAUAUCAUGUAAAUAGACAGAGACAGUGAUUUAACUCAUCUGGAGGAUUUUGUAGUCUUUGUAAAGCCCUAAUAAAUGGUAUUUGGUGUCACACGAGCAAACAA